UUUAAUGAGCUAUCUCUUGUCCCUGUUCCUGUUCUUUUCACUUAUUUGAUUAUUUGUUUAUUUUUUUCCUUAUCUACCCUGUCCACGGUAAGAGCGGCAAAGUCGGGGGCGUCUUGAGGGUGAAAAAAAAUCAAGACUCCACGCACCAAAAGUGCACCUCAUUCCUAUUCUCUGUUAGUAGGAGGUCUCCUGCACGCACCACCGAUGCCGUGGUGAUUGGUCUAAUAUCAGGUGGUUUACCCGACAUGGUAGCACUCAUGGGGUCUCCAUCUUUUCUGACAUCGGAGCUUGAUUGAUCCCACAACGUCUCCAGGAGUGGGUUAUUACUUAUCUUAUUAGUCGCCGCAACCGUAGUUGGAUUGCUAUUUUCUUUUUUUUCCCCCUCCCCAUUUGUCCUUGUUUAUUUUCUUACUUGGGUGUGGGUUUUUGCUUCCUAUGGUUUUCACAUGUUAUAAUCCAUCAACAUCCUUAUCAGAUUUCUGUUCAGCGAUUCAUCUCCGUCUUCUAGUCUGAUACCGUUUGAAAAUACUUUGCUGGGCGCGAACUAACAGGCAACAGGAUAUCUGGGGAUCAAUCGGUUGGCCAAGCGCACCCCAAUUGUUUAUUUCCUUUAUUGUACAUUCGCUGGGCGGGCAGUCAGGUUCUGAGCCGGUGUUUUAACGGGUUCAGAGCAAACGGUGAUCUCAAAGGGCCAGAGUAAACUAUAGAAGGUGCGGCGCGCCUGAUGCGUCAAAAACCGCCGCCUCCAUGACAGAAUCAUAUGAUCCCGAUGAGGACCGUCGUUCUCCCGGGCUGGAGGCGACAAAGCCGGAUUAUAAGCCCCACAAAGAUCCGACUCCUCCUUUUAUAGUCAAGGAGGCCAAGGAGCCCGAAGGCGAAUUUAAAUAUUCUUCAGGCGAGGGAACACCGGACGGUUCCCGUAAGCCUCAAUCGAACCUAUACAAGCCCGAAACAAACGAGGGCAACUCGGUGCUGAUCAGCUAUAUAGACCCUAACCGACCUGAUAUUGCCAAUUAUGAGAGAUCUGACCCACUUCGUCCAGAGCACCUCCGUGACAUCCUCUGUGAUGAUCUACUGGAUAAGCCUAUUAUUAAGCCUGAGAAGCCAAAGCUGGAGAGCCCCGUGGUGGAGCCGGCAAAGCCUAGAGAGCCUCAAUCAGAGACGGAUCCGAGUGAAGCAGCUAAGCGCGCUCUUGCGCUGUUAGAUCUACCAAAGCCCAGUGAUGACCCCUUGGAGCCUCCAGAGAUCCCAGUGAAAUCACACAUUCCUUCUCCUGACGCGCGCGCUGGCGUGAAAACGGAAAUCUUGUCUCCAAAGAUUUCCCAACCACCCCCGCCUGCCCUUCCCAGUAUCACGGAGAAGAAGCCGUUCAGCCCGCCUUUACGUCAAUAUGCAAUCUCCGUACAUCAGUCGCAGGAUGUGUUACCCCCGUUCCACUCACCGGACAAUACCACCACUCUGCCCCCCAUUCAGACUGCACUACGUGGGAUAGCUCAUGUCAAUGAACCCGCUGUACGCGUCAAUGGCUCCUCUCCCUAUUCUCUACCACCUGUCACAGCUAGUUCUCCACCGGGACUCAGGAGUGACCCUGUCUGGGAGCAUCAACGACCGGGCCAUUUCGUUCCUCCCCAGAUCCCUCCUAGCCCUUACUCGCAUCUGUCACCUGCGAGUACCAAAGACUUAUCAGCCGUGUCAUCUCCGGCAGCGCAAAGCUCGUACUGGAGACCUCAGAAAUCCGACAUACCUUAUAUUACAUCCGCCUAUGACAUCGCACAUUGUGAAGCUAAAAGCCCUGCGACGAGUUAUCCAACACCCACGGACCAAACUCCAGCGGGGACGUGUGAACGGACACCAUACAAUCCAAGUCCGCAACACAAUGGGGUUGUCACCUCGGGAGCCUACAAAUGUCGGCACCCGGGGUGUACCGCUCCGCCUUUUCAAACUCAAUACCUAUUGAAUUCCCAUGCGAACGUUCACUCGCAAGACCGACCCCAUUUCUGUCCCAUUGAGGGCUGUCCUCGCGGAAUCGGCGGAAAAGGGUUCAAACGCAAAAACGAGAUGAUACGACAUGGCCUGGUCCAUAAUUCCCCCGGUUAUGUGUGCCCGUUCUGUCCAGACCAGCAACAUAAAUAUCCACGACCCGACAAUCUCCAGCGGCAUGUGCGGGUCCAUCAUGUGGACAAAAGCAAGGAUGAUCCCCAGCUCCGACUGGUCCUUUCGCAAAGACCAGAAGGCAGCGCGCGAGGUCGCCGCCGUCGGAUCAACUCUUGAUUAAAUGCUUAUAUGAAAUGCGCAUCAUACUUAUCGACUUCUGCCUGUGAGAAGAUGGCUUUCUCACUAUUAUCGAGAAUGACGCGGUCAUCUUCACGAUGUUUUGCCUUCUAUCCCCCCCACCUUUUUGAUGUACACUGUGCAUGCAUUAUGAAUCUCUGCCAUAUUUCUCAUACUAUUCUCCUUUUUGUCUUGUCCGUUAUUUACUUGUUCGAGAUACCAGAUGUCUAGAGUUACGAGCCACAUUUAUCGUUUGUCAUUCGUUUCAUGUCCGGAUAUACGCUACGUUUAUGAAGAAGCGUGGGAUUGUACAGGAAUCAGGAAUCGAGGUUGGGCGUCUAGUGAAGGGUUUUUCUUUUUUUCUUUUUUC
Molecule: messenger RNA, 2641 nt
Organism: Aspergillus caelatus
Lineage: Eukaryota; Fungi; Ascomycota; Eurotiomycetes; Eurotiales; Aspergillaceae
Exons: 3
Coding region: 748-2271 (507 amino acids)
Biological process (GO): regulation of transcription by RNA polymerase II
Cellular component (GO): nucleus
Source: RefSeq, a predicted model, not a curated record